AUGGGAAACUGGUCCGUUAAAACCCAAAUUCAACUGAAAAUCGUGUCUGGAAAUAAUCGAUUUGUGAGUGCUGAGAACACAUUUGGCAACACUAACCCGCAAAGUCUGUUAACUUCUUAUGGAUGGGCUGAUUUUAUGAAUUGGGAGACAAUGAUGUCGGAGUGUGUUAUUGAUGACACAUUAGAAGUCGAAGCGCAUGUUUUGAUCAAAAAAAUGACUGGAUUUUACGGAGAAAAUUUGAUUCAUUUCAAUGAUGAAGCGUUAUCCGAUGUUAUGAUUGCUAUCGGUGAAACGAAGUUUUAUUUAUCGAAACAGUUCCUGGCCGCGCAAUCCUCAUACUUCAAGGAUCUCUUCCUUGAGAAACAAAAGAAAGCCAAGAAAACCGUCGAAGGAAUCGUUCUUCUCGCGAAGCACCUCGAUUUUCCGUUAGCCAAACGACAAUGCCUGGAGUUUCUUCUGGAAAAAUCAAACAAGUCGCUGAAAAAGAAAAUGCAAAUGGCGGAAAAAUAUGAACUGGAAACGUUGGCGUUUUCAUGCGAGGAAUCGAUCAAUGUACCGGACGAGAGCAUUCCUGCGAAGAAGCCGAAGCUGGAUAAUGUUGAAAAUGUGACCGUCAACUUGCCGCCUCCAUCUCCAAAAAUUAUUAACGAAGUGAUGGAAUACAAAAGUAAUUCCGCACUCAUCGACACUUCUUCGACUCUUCUUGAUGAAAGUUCCAAUAAAGGAUUGAAUUGCGUCUGGAAUGGAUAUAUGAUCGGCCAAAAAGGACCUAUCAGUUUGACAUGGAAUUUCGAUUGGAAAGAAUUGAAAUCUCAAGGAAUUGAUGGAUUAUCAGGAGAAAUUCAGUUGAAAUCGACUAAUAACUCAUUCGUUCCUUUCUCGAUCUCAGUUGAUUUGACGGAAUCCACUCAGAUGAUUGAGCACGUGAUUGGAAAUGCAGCGAACGAUAUUCGUGUCGCGUUCGAAUAUCAUUUCAUUCCUAUAUAUAACUCAUAUCAAGAUGUUGCCGAGACUUCAACUACAGUGAUCAUAGAAGAAAGCAGCGCCCAAAGCGCCUCCAUACGCACAUCCCUGGAAGAAAGUAAUCCAGAACUUGAAAUCUUCCUCCCAUCGAAGAAAAAUGACACUGUUUUAGUGGUUGAUGCCAAGUUGCUUUAUGUCAAUAAAUCUUUCCUUUCGUACCAUUCGGAUUAUUUCGAUGAAUUAUUCUCAUCUGAUGUUCAUAAAGACAAGGGAAGUGAGAAUCAAGACCAAUAUUCCAUUGAUGACGUCAAAUAUGAGGAUUUCGAAUUACUCAUCAGAGCUAUUCACAUGAAUACUGGUUUUCCGGAUGGUUAG
Molecule: messenger RNA, 1338 nt
Organism: Caenorhabditis remanei
Lineage: Eukaryota; Metazoa; Nematoda; Chromadorea; Rhabditida; Rhabditidae
Exons: 7
Coding region: 1-1338 (445 amino acids)
Molecular function (GO): protein binding
Source: RefSeq, a predicted model, not a curated record